Molecule: messenger RNA, 1435 nt
Organism: Bombus pyrosoma
Lineage: Eukaryota; Metazoa; Arthropoda; Insecta; Hymenoptera; Apidae
Product: zinc finger HIT domain-containing protein 2
Exons: 5
Coding region: 227-1354 (375 amino acids)
Source: RefSeq, a predicted model, not a curated record
UAUAAUUUGAAAAUAUAUUCUCUUUACUUCUUACUAUAUAUAUUUUAUAACGUAAUUGAACAUUAUUUUUAUCACUAUAUCGUGUUACAUACUUAUACACAAUACAUUUAAAUGCGUCAUGCUACGACAUAAACGUUUCACGCGUUCGAAAUUUAUGAAUUAAUAAAUUGAUAUCAACAUUAGUAGAUUAAGUAAUUAGAAUUUUUAAUGAAUCUACAGAAAAAUCAUGGAUAUUCAAGGAACGUGCACCACAAAUACAGAUAAUGUCUGCGAAUUGUGUAAUAUACGACCUCGUAAAUAUACUUGUCCACGAUGUGAGAUAAGAUAUUGCAGCUCUGAUUGCUAUAAGUCAGAAGCUCAUUCAGAAUGUUCAGAAAGUUUCUAUAAGCAAUGUGUAAUAGAUGAAAUAAAGUCUCAAGAAAAAGAUACAGAAGGUAGAAAGAAAAUGCUAGAAAUUCUCAAAAGGGUACACGAGGAAGAUUUAAAAAAUAUGGAAGCAUUGGAAAGUGAUGAUGAGAUUGAUAAUGACGAAUUAGAAGAACAGCUAGAUUCGGAUGACGAAGAAGAUAUACCAGAUUUAGAAAGAAGACUUAAUAAUAUAAAUUUAGAUAAUGCAGAUGAAGUAUGGUCUGUGUUAACAGAUGAUGAAAAGCAAGAAUUUGAAGCUCUCGUAAAAAAUGGUGAUAUAGAAAAACUUCUACCUCAAUGGAUUCCAUGGUGGACCUAUCAUAUUAAAAAAAAAUUAGUUCAAGAUAUGGAUCAAAACGAUGAGCAAUCAUUGCAACUCCCUCCUUUAAUAGAUGUUCCAAUAUUUAAUGCAUUGCAAAAAGCUUCCCCAAAUGUUGAAUUUAAUGUGAUAAAUGUAAUCUAUGCAUAUGCAUACAUAGCAAACUAUUAUAAUGGUGACUAUUUAAACUGUCCGAUGGAAGCUACAAUUGUUUUUCUUGAUCUUAGUGAUAAUAUGAAACUCAAUACAGUUUUUGAAAAUCCAGAAUCAGCAAUCACUUCCACUGUUCACAACAUUAUUAAUUGUAACUGGUUACCUCAAGAUGAACAAACUUUAUUAGUUUUCAAGGAAGCUGGGAAUAAAAUAAUACAGGGACCCGACGAGAAGAAUAAAUAUCUUUAUAUUGCUGUUGCACUCUCAGAAAUACAUAGAUUACUAACAAUGACAAUAGAAGAGAUAUCGAAAAAUAAAAAUAAAAUUGGAGAUAAAGAAUUCGUCAAAAAGUUUGUCCAACGAUAUAAUGUAGAUAGUAUAGAUUUAUCGAAGAAACAACUUCUUUUACAUUGCAAAAAGUUGGAAUACUACAUAUCAUGGACUAAAAAUCGCCAUAUAAAUACUUGUACAUAAAAAUAUGGAACAGAUAUAAAUUUAAGGAUUUAUAAUCAGUUAUAAAAUGUUCUUAAAUAAACAUAUAUAUUUUUUCCUAUA